CAACACGGCCAACAGCGACAGCAGCAACAGCAACGGCAUUCGCAACCAGUUCGUGUUCGAACGUUAUAAGGUGCACAUCUAAAGGAGAGCGUGUGCUUGAACGCGGGUUUUGCCGUCGAUAUUUCGUCGUUUUAUCGUUUGUUGCGAGUGUUGCCGCCGCGUUUUUCCGCCGAGUGUUGGCCAAGAAUAAAUCUCAAAUACCAAACAAGUGACAGCUACUAUUGUAAUACCAAAACCAAGUGAUAUACUUUCUAAUGUCGUUGUUGUCUUUAAUGCCGUUUACUGUGAACAGACCCAAUCGAAACUGAGCUCUUAACUUGAUAAACACAUCAUUUGAUGUAGGAGCUAUACUAUAUAUCCUCCAGAAGACUGCCCAAGUGAGACAGAGAGCGAGAGAGAGAGAGAGUAAUCCUAAGACUAAGUCUUAAAGCUUCUUAUAGUCAUAGAGCGAAAUGGCUGCCUACACACAAUUUGGAUACGGAGGCUUUCCGUCGGCCUCGCAGCUCCUGCCGCCAAGUGCCCAGCCGUCGGAGGACGCUUCCGCGAACGUGAAUGUGAACGAGGCGCUGGUGAUGACAAACGCCCCGGCGAUGAGCCCCACGGGAGGUCAGGAUUGUCAGGGUAGUCAGCCGCCCGUUGGAGCUGGCGGAGAUGUCUCCUCGGGGGCGCUCAGUCCAAAUGCUCUUUCGCAGAACUCGAAUGCGGCGACUGUGGUUGGUGGAUCCUCCGCGGGUGGAGGAGCUGGAGGUGGUGGAGCGGACCUGGCCACUGGUGGCUCCCUGGACGGCAACGGUGUGGGCACGACGCCCACGGCCGGUGGUGCUAGUGGUGGUGGUGGUGGCUCCUGCUGCGAGAAUGGUCGGCCUAUAAUGACCGACCCGGUGUCGGGUCAGACGGUUUGCUCCUGCCAGUACGACUCCGCCCGCCUUGCCCUCUCCAGCUACUCUCGCCUGCCGGCGGCCAGCGUUGGCGUAUACGGAACGCCUUACCCGUCGACGGACCAGAAUCCUUACCAGAGCAUCGGAGUGGACAGCUCCGCCUUCUAUUCGCCGCUGAGCAAUCCGUAUGGACUCAAGGACACGGGAGCGGGUCCGGAGAUGGGUGCUUGGACUUCGGCUGGCUUACAGCCCACCACUGGCUAUUAUUCCUACGAUCCCAUGUCGGCCUAUGGCUAUGGAGCCAGCUACGACCUGGCUGCUCGUCGUAAGAACGCCACGCGGGAAUCCACGGCCACUUUGAAGGCCUGGCUAAAUGAGCACAAGAAGAAUCCGUAUCCGACCAAAGGCGAGAAGAUCAUGCUGGCCAUCAUCACCAAGAUGACCCUCACCCAGGUCUCUACAUGGUUUGCCAAUGCCCGACGUCGAUUGAAGAAGGAGAACAAAAUGACCUGGGAGCCGAAGAAUCGCACGGAUGACGAUGAUGAUGCCAUGGUGUCGGAUGAUGAGAAGGACAAGGAGGACUUGGAGCCGAGCAAGGGAAGCCAGAGUGGCAGCUUGGCCAAAGAUGAGACCAAAGAGGAGGAGGAUGCCAUUGACGAGGACCAGAAGUGCUUGGGUCAAGCGAACAUACUGCGAGCUGGCUUUGGUUAUCCCUCAGCUGGUAGUGGUGGUUAUCCUGGAGGAGGUGGCUCCUCUAGCGGUCACCCCGGUGGCUAUCACCCGUAUCAUCAUCAACAUCCCGCUUACUAUCAGGCUGGCCAACAGGGUAUGUUGCCCUUUCAUGGGGAAGGUUCCAAACUACAGGGUGAUCUUGGGGAUCCAAAAAACCAAUUAGGCCGGGACUGUGGCGUGCCGAUUCCAGCUACCAAGCCGAAGAUCUGGAGUCUGGCCGACACAGUUGGCUGCAAGACACCGCCGCCGGCUUACAUGGGUCAUCAAUCGAUGCCGCUGCAGCAGCAGCAGCAGCAGCAACAGCAGCAGCAGGCGCAGCAGCAGCAGCAAUAUCCACCGCAGGAUGCAGGACGAGAUCACCAGCUGUUCAAUGGGGCCGCAGCUCCUUACCUGAGGCCGCACACCACGGCCUACGGGGGUUUUCUAGGGGCUACGACCCAGCAGCUGCAUACUACGAACAGCAAUAUCCCCUACAGCAAUAUGCCCCCGCAGCAGCAGUUGCCGGUGGGCGGUACCAUCCAUACUACGGGAAGUUCGAACGGACCACUGCAGUUCCACAAUCGGCAGCAUCCGCAGCAGCAGCAGCAGCAGCAGCAGCUGCUGCAAUCUCAGUCCACAGCGAGUCAGCGGGCGAUGGGGUUUCUCGAAGCCCAACCAGAUACUCCACCCCAAACUCCGCCGAAUAUGAAGGUGCUGAGCGGAGCUUUGAGUCUCCUGCCUACCGCUUCUCAAGUCCCUAUGACCGCUACCUGUCGCAGCAGUAACGCCUUCGGCUUCUCCACCUCCACCUAUCCCAUGAACUUCUCGGCCAGAAUUGGGGAGUACUCCCCGCGCGAUGACUACAGCAGCGGGAAUAGCAGCAGUAGCAGCUCCUCCUCGCCGCAGCUUCAGAGGAAUGAGUUUAAGCCGCUCUUCAAAAAGUUCACCAACUAAUCGGACUGCAUAUAUAUAUAUAUACUAUAUGGGGAUCGUGCAAGAAUCAGACGGAUUGUGUAAUAUUAAAUGUAGCCGUUUAGAGCGCGUUAAGUAACUUCAAGUUUCAUUCAAGUUAUGCAUCGUAUCUAGAGUAAAGGAUCAAAUGUUUAUCUUCAAACUGCAAUGUAAGCUUAGGCUAAAUACUAAACUAGCGCAAUAAGAUUGUAAACUGUGAUACGUUUUUCAUUGUCUAACAGACUUCAACACACUAAACACUUCGUCUAUAUGAACACAUAAUCUAAAUAAUUUUAAAUCGUUUAAUAAAAUUCUUUAUAAUCAUGAAAAUUUCAAGGUGUUAUUAAUAUGUUUCUUUUGUUUGGAUCAUUAAAGUAAGUAUUAUUUUGUCUUUGGAAUAAACAGAAAGAUAAUAUUUAGAGAUGUUAUAUUAUUUAACAAUAUUACUCACUUCAUUUUUGCUCUGCUUGGGGGCGUCUUCACUUCAGCAGAUCAUCUCGAAAACUCUUCUCGUUACUUGAGUCCUCGUUGCUUCUCUCGUCCUUUUCUACUUCUUUCGCUGAACUUCUCGUUUUCGUCUUAAUCUUCUCCGUGUUUUCUACUUCAUUCGGCACAU
Molecule: messenger RNA, 3156 nt
Organism: Drosophila eugracilis
Lineage: Eukaryota; Metazoa; Arthropoda; Insecta; Diptera; Drosophilidae
Product: homeobox protein araucan
Exons: 5
Coding region: 453-2543 (696 amino acids)
Biological process (GO): regulation of transcription by RNA polymerase II; cell development; neuron differentiation
Cellular component (GO): nucleus
Molecular function (GO): RNA polymerase II cis-regulatory region sequence-specific DNA binding; DNA-binding transcription factor activity, RNA polymerase II-specific
Source: RefSeq, a predicted model, not a curated record